AUGUAUCAACAAAACGCCAUCAAUACAAGCAAUUAUCUUCCGCAAAAUUCUCAAAUUGAUUCCACUUUCAACAAUUUAAUUCCCAGACAGGACGUCCAAAUCGUUAACGAUACGUAUCAAGUGUCUCAAGUGUCUACGGCGGCGGUGCCAUUAUAUAUGAAUGAAGUUCAACAGGCAAUGAAUCCAAGUCAGCUUUCACAAUCUACCCAAGCAUAUAAUUCAAAUAACUCCGAUUUCUCGUUCUUCUAUUGCUUCAAUUUUCAUCCUUACCGUGUUAAUUGUGAAGAAGUACAAUUAUCAUUUGAAACGUUCUCUCAGAUAUUAAACAAUAUUGACAAUAAUUCUACUUACAAUGUUUAUGUGUUCUAUCAUGAACAAACAUUAACGAAGAAAAUUUAUAAAGUAACCUGUGAAAUGAUCUCACAUAUAUCAAUGUUUCAGUUUUUAAACAAAAAUAUUUAUGGAAUCGAAUUUAAUCAGACUGAACAACAACAGCAGAAACCUUCUAGGCAGCAUAUUGAAUAUCUUAAAUUACACUUGAGAAAUGAUUUGGCUCAUUAUUUUUCAUCCCAACAAAUAUAUGAAGAGAAACAUUUUCAGCAAAGUAAUGAAAAUACUUUUUCCAAUGACCAAUAUUUUACUCCUCAACAGGAUAAUAGUAGUCAUGGUAUGUUUCACAACCCCUAA
This is a messenger RNA of Funneliformis caledonium, 687 nucleotides long. Lineage: Eukaryota; Fungi; Glomeromycota; Glomeromycetes; Glomerales; Glomeraceae. The record is from the annotation of a GenBank genome assembly.